UCCUUCCCCCACACUGACACACGCACCACCCCCCCUUGCGGCGGCGCCUCCCCUCCCCUCCCCCUCUCACUCCGGCACCAUGCUGCUGCGAUCGCCGGCGAGGUCGAGCCCCCACCUCCGCUCGCUCCUGCGGGCGCGAGGCUUCAUCUCCUCCGCCUCGCCCUCGGCCGCCACCGCGGCGGAAGGGGACGACGGGAAGAUCGUGGCGUCCGUGCUGUUCGAGCGCCUCCCCGUCGUCAUCCCCAAGAUCCACCCCGUCGUCUACGCCUUCCAAGAAUUCUCGUUUCGGUGGAGGCAGCAGUACAGACGGAAGUACCCCGACGACGUGCUGGGAAAGGCCGACGCGAGGGGCAAGGGAGAUUAUCAGAUAGAUUAUGUGCCUGCUCCAAGAAUCACAGACGCUGACAAAACAAACGACAGGAAGUCACUACAACGAGCUCUUGAUAAUAGACUCUAUCUCCUUCUGUAUGGCAAGGCUUAUGGGGCUCCUGAUGACAAGCCUGUUUGGCAUUUUCCAGAAAAAGUUUAUGACAAUGAAGACACUUUGCGAUUGUGUGCUGAAUCAGCAUUAAAAUCUGUUCUUGGUGGACUCAACAAUACGUAUUUUGUUGGCAACGCGCCAAUGGCUCAUAUGGUAGUUGACCAGAAGGAAGAUUCAAGCAUUUCAUCAUUCAAGCGAUUCUUCUUUAAGUCACAAGUGGUCGGUGCCACGAAAUAUGAUAUCGGAAAAUGCCAGGACCACGUGUGGGUGACCAAAGAUGAGUUACUGGAGUAUUUUCCGGAGCACAAGGCUUUCUUCAACAAGAUGAUCAUUCACAUAAGAUAGCCCUUUUAUCUGAUUGGGGCAAGCUGGGACACUCUGAAGUUUGAACAAUGAGCAUUGUGUUGCUUGACCUGUGUACAAGUUUCCUGCCACCACUUAUCAUCCUGAACACAAUUGGCAAGGAAAAUUACUCAUCAAGUGUUCCUCCAAAGACACCCACAUAGAUGUAUUGCCCAUUUUUGUCAAUCAUAUGGCAAUCCUGUAGCCUUGUAGGCUUUUUUCCCAGCUGCUGUAUUUUUAACAUGAUGUACUACCGUUCUAUUAUUCUUGGUGAAAUAAUUAACAUGGCAUUUUGGCCCCUCCUUCCUUUGUUGGGGUUUCUAGUUUUAA
Molecule: messenger RNA, 1153 nt
Organism: Oryza sativa Japonica Group (Japanese rice)
Lineage: Eukaryota; Viridiplantae; Streptophyta; Magnoliopsida; Poales; Poaceae
Cellular component (GO): mitochondrial large ribosomal subunit
Molecular function (GO): structural constituent of ribosome
Source: RefSeq, a predicted model, not a curated record